UUUAGCAAAGUUCAUUUGAUUGAGAAGAUGAAAUUCUUUACGGUAUUAUUCUUUAUCGCUUUCGCGGUCGUCCUAGUUAAUGGUCAAUGGGGACCUGGUGGACCAGGUGGACCUGGUGGCCCAGGUGGAGCAGUUGGCGGCCCUGGAGGAUUGGGCGGUCCUGGAAGAGUUGGCGGACCUCCACCAAUUGACAGUCCUGAUGGUCCCCAUGGUCCUCGCCCAUUGCAACCCCCACCUCAACCACCAUCUUCAUCUGUAGCACCUGAAUCUUCAUCUGCUGCAACUGAAUCUUCAUCUGCUGCACCCGAAUCUUCUUCUGCUGCACCUCAGGAAUCUUCUUCUGCUGCACCUGAAUCUUCUUCUGCUGCACCUGAAUCUUCAUCUGUUGCAGCUGAAUCUUCAUCUGCUGCACCUGAAUCUUCAUCUGUUGCAGCUGAAUCUUCAUCUGUUGCAGCUGAAUCUUCAUCUGUUGCAGCUGAAUCUUCAUCUGCUGCACCUGAAUCUUCUUCUGCUGCACCGGAAUCUUCAUCUGUUGCAGCUGAAUCUUCAUCUGCUGCACCCGAAUCUUCAUCUGUUGCAGCUGAAUCUUCAUCUGUCUCUGCAUAGAGUUCUGUUGGGAGCGUCAGUUUUUAUAA
Molecule: messenger RNA, 635 nt
Organism: Bactrocera neohumeralis
Lineage: Eukaryota; Metazoa; Arthropoda; Insecta; Diptera; Tephritidae
Exons: 3
Coding region: 28-606 (192 amino acids)
Source: RefSeq, a predicted model, not a curated record